Molecule: messenger RNA, 357 nt
Organism: Anisakis simplex (herring worm)
Lineage: Eukaryota; Metazoa; Nematoda; Chromadorea; Rhabditida; Anisakidae
Source: the annotation of a GenBank genome assembly
AUGGAGAACCGCUCAUUCCAAGAUGAAGAGCGUGCGAAUACGGUAGAAUCACAACUCAAGGAAGCGCAAAUGCUUGCCGAAGAGGCUGAUCGCAAAUACGAUGAGGUUGCCCGUAAAUUGGCCAUGGUUGAAGCGGAUUUAGAAAGAGCUGAAGAGCGUGCAGAGGCCGGAGAAAAUAAGAUCGUUGAAUUGGAAGAGGAAUUGCGAGUCGUUGGUAACAACUUGAAAUCGUUGGAAGUUUCCGAAGAGAAGGCUUUGCAACGAGAGGAUUCAUACGAAGAACAGAUCCGUACCGUUUCUGCACGUCUCAAGGAGGUUCGAUUCUCGUCUACGUUCACCAGUCCACUCGAAUUUUGA